Molecule: messenger RNA, 624 nt
Organism: Pipistrellus nathusii (Nathusius's pipistrelle)
Lineage: Eukaryota; Metazoa; Chordata; Mammalia; Chiroptera; Vespertilionidae
Source: the annotation of a GenBank genome assembly
AUGAACUCCAUAAAAUCCUUUUCUGACCACACUCAAUGUGGAAGGCUGGAAGUGCACCUCGUGGGCGGCUUCAGUGACGAUAGGCAGUUGUCACAAAAACUUACUCAUCAACUUCUUAGUGAAUUUGACAGACAAGAUGAUGACAUUCACUUAAUGACAUUAUGUGUGACAGAAUUAAAUGACCGGGAAGAAAACGAAAACCACUUUCCAAUCAUCUAUGGCAUUGCUGUCAACGUGAAAACUGCAGAGAUCUACAGAGCCUCCUUCCAAGAUCGCGGUCCUGAGGAGGAGCUGCGCGCUGCCCGAGCUUUAACAGGAGGACCAAUGGUUAGUAUUUACGAUGCAAAGACAGAACAACUUCGUAUAGGACCGUAUUCCUGGGUGCCAUUUCCACAUGUGGAUUUCUGGUUGCAGCAAGAUGAUAAGCAAAUACUAGAGAAUCUUUCCACUUCACCUCUGGCCGAGCCCCCACACUUUGUUGAACAUAUUAGAAAAACCUUCAUGUUUUUAAAAAAAUACCCAUCUCCAACAAACACAUUAUUUCCUGGAAAUAAAGCUCUGCUCUACAAAAAAAAUGAAGAUGGCUUAUGGGAAAAGGUCCCUUCUCCAAGAAGCUCAAAAUAG